Messenger RNA from Acanthoscelides obtectus, 223 nucleotides. Lineage: Eukaryota; Metazoa; Arthropoda; Insecta; Coleoptera; Chrysomelidae. The record is from the annotation of a GenBank genome assembly.
UAGUUUUAAAUGACUUUAUUGUUUUUCGAAGUAUCCUCCACGAAGCAAUUAUUCCACUCUUUUGCUGGCAGAUCGAAAACGGCAUUUUUGAAUGAGUCAACUGCUUCUUCUGGUGACUGGAACCUUUGACCACGCAGUCUGUUUUUAAUUUUCGGGAAAGUAAAGAAAUCGUUAGGACUUAGAUCGGGACUAUAUGGAGGAUGGUCCAAUAAAUUCACGUUUU